Molecule: messenger RNA, 572 nt
Organism: Rhinichthys klamathensis goyatoka
Lineage: Eukaryota; Metazoa; Chordata; Actinopteri; Cypriniformes; Leuciscidae
Gene: crygm4
Product: crystallin, gamma M4
Exons: 2
Biological process (GO): visual perception; lens development in camera-type eye
Molecular function (GO): structural constituent of eye lens
Source: RefSeq, a predicted model, not a curated record
UCAUGUUUGUGUUUGGUCCAGAUAAUCUUCUACGAGGACAGAAACUUCCAGGGCCGCUCGUACGAGACGGGUAAUGACUGCCCGGAGCUCAACUCGUUCCUGAGCCGCUGCAGCUCCUGCCGGGUGGAGAGCGGCUGCUUCAUGGUCUACGACCGCUCCAACUUCAUGGGGAACCAGUUCUUCGCUCGUCGAGGCGAGUACUCCGACUGCAAGAGACUGGGCCUGAGCGACUCCAUCCGAUCCUGCAGGAUCAUCCCGCAGCACAGAGGAGCCUUCAGGAUGAGGAUCUACGAGAGGGAGAACUUCGGUGGGACGAUGCACGAGCUCACGGAUGACUGCGAGUCCAUGACGGACCGCUACCGUCUGGCUGAGAUGCGGUCCUGUCACGUGAUGGACGGGCACUGGCUGAUGUACGAGCAGCCGCAGUACCGGGGCAGAAUGAUGUACCUGAGACCCGGAGAGUACAGGAGCUUCAGGGACAUGGGCUUCAGGUUCAGCUCCAUGCGCAGGAUCAUGGACCCCUGCAAUUAAUCAUGAUCAAUCAACAAUCAAUUAAAUGACCUUCAUAAUUA